AACUGCACCACAGCCGCUGUUGCUGAAUCGUUGCGGCAAUAAACGGAGCUGUAGAGAAGAGCAGACCUACAACAUCCGGGCAAUAGUCAGCUUGCGCAGAAACGGAAUGGCGGAGGUGGGUGAUAAGCAUCUAAACAUGAAUGCAGAACUUGCAGCCUAGUGGAGCAUGGAGGAGAUACAACAAUGAAGGCCCUCGUCUGGAGAAGGAGAAGUCUUAACGGGUUUUAGAGGAGCUGGAGGAGGAGAAGAGUCCUCGCUCCAUGAAGAUGGCAGCACCAUCCCACACCGCCAGUGAGCUUCCCUUGGAGGAGCUGCUGGCUUUCUAUGGCUAUACAGUAUCAGAUCCAGAGAAGGAGACCUGUCACAUGGCUGCCAGUUUGCCAGACAUGACACUGGACAAGGAUCAGAUAACUGAGGAUCUCUUCCCUGGGGAGGAGGAAGAAGAAUCAUUAGCCGACGAUCUCACCCCCUCAGUCACCUCAAACACCUCAGAUCUGCUUUGCCGCCUCCAAGGUGGAGACAAAGACACAUUAGUCAGCUCAUCAGACGAGGACUCUGAUGCCUCUGUUCCAGCCAAUGAAGAGCACAAGGAGAUCAUGGUUGGCUCCAUGUACCAGGCAAAAAUCCCCCCAAUCAGCCCGUAUACCUACCAGGAAAGAGCCUACAGCAGUGAAGACCAGUUGCUGUGGAGGCCAGGGGUUCUGCCAGUACAUGAAGUGGAAGAGUUCUUGCUGAAUGCACAGAGACCACAUAGCCAGGAGGAGGCAGUAAGCACAGAAGGGGUCAUUGUCCAAGACAAUGAACAGGCACUGUAUGAGUUAGUGAAAUGCAACUUCAAUGUAGAAGAAGCACUGAGGCGAUUCAGUUUCAACGUGAAAGUAUUCAGUGAAGAGCUGUGUUCCUGGAGUGAAGAGGAGUGUAGGAACUUUGAGCAUGGUUAUCGAGUUUAUGGGAAAAACUUCCACCUUAUUCAGGCUAAUAAGGUACGAACGCGCUCAGUGGGCGAGUGUGUGGAGUAUUACUACAUGUGGAAGAAGUCUGAGCGUCACAUGUACUUUACCCAGCAUGCUACCAGGCUGAGCCGCAAGAAGUACAACCUGCAAUCAGGGAGCAUGGAGGAUGGAGACCAGGACGGGGAGGUUGUGGAACUGGAGGGAAGCAACAGUUCCUCAGGGUUGUUGUCUCACAGCUCCAUGGGCACAGGGCAGUUGGAGUCCCCAUUACCUCCACAGUCCAACCUGGACCAGGACAAACAAGAAGAGGAGGGCCGCCCCAGGCGCAGACGAACUCCCCGUUUUCUCUUAAAGCCAUGACCUCAGUCCACUCAGGCCACAGACAGCAGGUUGAGCAGCCUGCAGAUGGUGAGCUGAUGAUGGGCUUGUCUGAGCUGUGUGGUGAUGAAUGUCCUCAGCAGCUGUUUGGAUGUCACUUCUCUCUCCCGCCCAUAGACAACCUGCAGGAGUCUGGCUCAGAUAGUUGUUGUCCUUCAGCUCCA
Molecule: messenger RNA, 1495 nt
Organism: Archocentrus centrarchus (flier cichlid)
Lineage: Eukaryota; Metazoa; Chordata; Actinopteri; Cichliformes; Cichlidae
Gene: mier2
Product: mesoderm induction early response 1, family member 2
Exons: 13
Coding region: 261-1313 (350 amino acids)
Biological process (GO): negative regulation of transcription by RNA polymerase II
Cellular component (GO): nucleoplasm
Molecular function (GO): histone deacetylase binding; transcription corepressor activity
Source: RefSeq, a predicted model, not a curated record